Funneliformis geosporum is the source of this 402-nucleotide messenger RNA. The record is from the annotation of a GenBank genome assembly. NCBI's taxonomy places the organism in Eukaryota, Fungi, Glomeromycota, Glomeromycetes, Glomerales, Glomeraceae.
AUGUCAUCCUCUCAGAUAGAUUACAUUUGGUCUUCAGUUGAUGUCAUCUCAAACUUCAUAGGUUGUAAAACAGUUCAGCUUGCAUCUACUCUAACUGAUCACUCUAUCGUCAUCCUUUAUAUUGAAAACUCCUUAAAUGUUAAAAAUAAUAAGAAAAAUGUUCCUUUGAAAAAGGUCUAUAACUAUGACAAAAUGACUGAAGAUAAUUGUACUCCAUUAUCUGUGUUCCACUCUAAUUACUUUUACAACCUCAUGGAUCUGCAUCAUCGUCUUCUCACUGCACAUAGUAAAAUACUACAUUUCUCUCUUAAUGAUUGCAAUUUACUUGAAGAGUCCACAAGAUUGCGUAUUAGACAACUUCAGCAAAAAGAAUGGCUACAUAUUUCUCCUUUGAUCGUAUGA